UUCUAUGACUAAUCAUAUCACAUCCUUGUUUCUUAUAAGCAUAAGAAUGCAAUCAUUCCGUUUUUGCCACAUGGUAAAGAGUCAUUUUUUUUGCCACAGGCAAAAAAGAUAAAGAUAGCAGUUUCUUGGUAAUUUUAUGCAAACUACUCUGAACAAUGCAAGUCAAGUCAAGUCAAGUCAGGUUUGUUAACAUGCCUCAUCAUUCAAGUGUGAUUUUUUUUUUAUCACAUGCACACGAAUAGUUUACCCCCAAAAUGAAAGUGCUGUCAUUACUUAGUGUACUCACCCUAAUCUCUUUCAUAGAAAACACAAAUAGGUUAAUGUUCAGGGGCGAAUCUAGGAUUUCAGAGGGCCGAGGUGGAGCCAGAGGGAUGAAGGUGGAGCCAGAGGGACGAGGGACCAAUGUUGAGCCAGAGGGAAAGGCACCAAGGUGGAGCCAAUGGGUCAGAGGGCCAAGGUGGAGCCAGAGGGACGAAGGUACAGCCAAUCGGUCAGAGGGCUGAGGUCUAGCCAGAGGGACCACGAUGGAGCCCGAGGGACGGGGGACCAAGCUGGAGCCAAUGGGUCAUAGGGCUGAAUUGGAGCCAGAGGGAUGAGGGACCAAGAUUGAGCCAGAGGGAAAGGCACCAAGGUGGAGCCAAUGGGUCAGAGGGCCAAGGUGGAGCCAGAGGGACGAGGGACCAAGAUUGAGCCAGAGGGAAAGGCACCAAGGUGGAGCCAAUGGGUCAGAGGGCCAAGGUGGAGCCAGAGGGACGAGGGACCAAGAUUGAGCCAGAGGGAAAGGCACCAAGGUGGAGCCAAUGGGUCAGAGGGCCAAGGUGGAGCCAGAGGGACGAGGGACCAAGGUUGAGCCAGAGGGAAAGGCACCAAGGUGCAGCCAAUGGGUCAGAGGGCCAAGGUGGAGCCAGAGGGAUGAGUGACCAAGGUUGAGCCAGAGGGAAAAGCACCAAGGUGGAGCCAGAGGGACGAGGGACCAAGGUGGAGCCAGAGGGACGAGGGACCAAGGUGGAGCCAGAGGAAAAUGCACCAAAGUGGAGCCAAUGGGUCAGAGGGCCAAGGUGGAGCCAGAGGGACGAGGGACCAAGUUGGAGCCAGAGGGAAAGGCACCAAGGUGGAGCCAAUGGGUCAGAGGGCCAAGGUGGAGCCAGAGGGACGAGGGACCAAGUUGGAGCCAAUGGGUCAGACGGCCGAAGUGGAGCUAGAGGGACAAGGGACCAGCACAAGCAGCACAAACCAACCUUAACAUUAAAGACACCAGAAACCAAACUAAACUGAACAGAGGGUUUUCACAGAGACUGAACAAGAUGAUUAAUUAGACAUAGUGUGUUUAGGUGUGGGAUUCACAUGAGUAAGCAGUCGUACCGAAGACGGCCUGAAGUCAGUUGACACCCGAAGCUGAUCACGCGUACAGUGUCACACAGAAUCAACACUGACAGGAGCUGAGAGCCUUGUCACACUUCAGUUUUACUUUCCCCACAAUGGCUUCAUUGAACACCUGGAACAUCUCCUUGGACAUCAACAACAGCUAUUUCAAGUCCAACUUCUCCGAAUUAGAGGACACACAACCCACGGGGAAGAACUGGGUAUCUCUGGUCAUUCUGGCCAUCAUAUUUUUCACUGUUGCUGGGAAUAUACUGGUGAUUAUGGCGGUGUCCAUCGAAAGCAAGCUUCACAACGCCACCAACUACUUCUUGUGCUCACUGGCCGUAGCAGACAUGCUGGUGGGAUUCCUGGUUAUGCCAGCCUCACUUAUCACUAUUCUUUACAAUCACACCUGGCCUCUGCCGGACCUGCUGUGCCCCAUGUGGAUCUUCCUCGAUGUGCUCUUCUCCACCGCCUCCAUCAUGCACCUGUGCGCCAUAUCUCUGGACCGCUACAUCGGCAUCCGUGACCCACUCAAAUACGGCCGCAGCAACUCACUUUGCAAGGCCAUGCUCAAAAUAAUCAGUGUUUGGACCAUUUCUAUUGUGUUGUCGCUGCCCAUUCCAGUGAUUGGUUUCCAGGAUAAGGAGAAGGUGUUUGUGAACGGCACCUGCGUGUUGAACGAGCCUCUCUUCGUCCUGGUGGGCUCAUCCGUGGCCUUCUUCGUCCCUCUGGUCAUCAUGGUGGUCUGCUAUUACCUGACUCUCCGGGAUCUCCAGAAACACAGCUCAUCUUUCCCGCUGGAGAGCAAGACAACGGACACGAGUCCGCUCAACAGAGAGUCCUCCUCUAGGAAGUUCAAACUUGUGUUCAGACCUCCACGAGGCCAAGAUAAAAAAGCCAUGAUGCAAAAUAUCAAAAACGAGCAACGAGCCUCCAAAGUCCUGGGGAUCGUCUUCUUCCUCUUCCUGGUCAUGUGGACUCCGUUCUUCAUCACGAACGUGCUGAUCGCUCUCUGCCGGGACGACUGCGGGGAGGUUCUCUAUAAACUCAUUAACUUCUUCGUCUGGGUGGGAUACGUGUCCUCGGGAGUCAAUCCGCUGAUCUACACCCUUUUCAACAAGACGUAUCGCCAAGCCUUCGCUCGCUACCUGCAGUGCAGAUAUCGUGAGGAGAAGAAGGUCCAGUCCAACAGAACCUGCUGACACACGCUCACGACGGAUCAGUGAUAGACAAGGCGGACCUUUAGUUCGCCAUCUCAAAUCAUCUAAUAUGAGGCUGUUUGAUUGUUUGUUGCGAGUUUUAUAAGAUCAGUUUCUCUUUCUUGUGGAACAAAUGUUUCCAACACAAGUAGGGGAUAAACGUGCCUUCGAUUUUAUUCUCCCCUAAACCAUAAAAACUUCCAGCUGCACUUUCAUAAACAAACGCUUUUCAAGAUGCACACAUGGAAAUUAAUCUGAUCCUUGAAAUGACUGUGAAUCAAUAAAGAUUGAUUCUUGAGGUAAUCUGAUCGGCUAAAGAAUGACUAAAAUCGUUGAAAAUAUCUUAAGACAAAUGUCGUCUUAAAGGAGUAGUCCACUUUUGAAAAAACGAGUAAAUUUGAUCAUUUACUCGCCCCCAUGUCAUCCAAG
Molecule: messenger RNA, 2993 nt
Organism: Pimephales promelas (fathead minnow)
Lineage: Eukaryota; Metazoa; Chordata; Actinopteri; Cypriniformes; Leuciscidae
Source: RefSeq, a predicted model, not a curated record